AUGAAGUUCGCCGAGCACCUCUCCGCGCACAUCACUCCCGAGUGGAGGAAGCAAUAUAUCCAGUAUGAGGCUUUUAAGGAUAUGCUGUAUUCAGCUCAGGACCAGGCACCUUCUGUGGAAGUUACAGAUGAGGACACAGUAAAGAGGUAUUUUGCCAAGUUUGAAGAAAAGUUUUUCCAAACCUGUGAAAAAGAACUUGCCAAAAUCAACACAUUUUAUUCAGAAAAGCUCGCAGAGGCUCAGCGCAGGUUUGCUACCCUUCAGAAUGAGCUUCAAUCAUCACUGGAUGCACAGAAAGAAAGCACUGGUGUUACCACGCUGCGACAACGCAGAAAGCCAGUCUUCCACCUGUCCCAUGAGGAACGUGUCCAACAUAGGAAUAUUAAAGACCUUAAACUGGCCUUCAGCGAGUUCUACCUCAGUCUUAUCCUGCUGCAGAACUAUCAGAAUCUGAAUUUUACAGGGUUCCGAAAAAUCCUUAAAAAGCAUGACAAGAUCCUGGAAACAUCUCGUGGAGCAGAUUGGCGAGUGGCUCAUGUAGAAGUAGCCCCAUUUUAUACAUGCAAGAAAAUCAACCAGCUCAUCUCUGAAACUGAGGCUGUAGUGACCAAUGAACUUGAAGAUGGUGACAGACAAAAAGCCAUGAAGCGUUUACGUGUUCCCCCUUUGGGAGCUGCUCAGCCUGCACCAGCAUGGACUACUUUUAGAGUUGGCCUAUUUUGUGGAAUAUUCAUUGUAUUGAAUAUUACUCUUGUGCUUGCCGCUAUAUUUAAACUUGAAACAGAUAGAAAUAUAUGGCCCUUGAUAAGAAUCUAUCGGGGUGGCUUUCUUCUGAUUGAAUUCCUUUUUCUACUGGGCAUCAACACAUAUGGUUGGAGACAAGCUGGAGUAAAUCAUGUGCUCAUCUUUGAACUUAAUCCAAGAAGCAAUUUGUCUCAUCAGCAUCUCUUUGAGAUUGCUGGAUUCCUUGGGAUAUUGUGGUGCCUGAGCCUUCUGGCAUGCUUCUUUGCUCCAAUUAGUGUCAUCCCCACAUAUGUGUACCCACUUGCCCUUUAUGGAUUUAUGGUUUUCUUUCUCAUCAACCCCACCAAAACUUUCUAUUAUAAAUCCCGGUUUUGGCUGCUUAAACUGCUGUUCCGAGUGUUUACAGCCCCCUUCCAUAAGGUAGGCUUUGCUGAUUUCUGGCUGGCCGACCAGCUGAACAGCCUGUCCGUGAUACUAAUGGACCUGGAGUACAUGAUCUGCUUCUACAGCUUUGAGCUCAAAUGGGACGAAAGUGAGGGCCUGUUGCCAAAUGAGUCAGAAGAAAUUUGCCACAAAUAUUCAUAUGGUGUGAGGGCUGUUGUUCAGUGCAUUCCUGCUUGGCUUCGCUUUAUCCAGUGCCUGCGCCGAUACCGAGACACAAAAAGAGCCUUUCCUCAUUUAGUUAAUGCUGGGAAAUACUCCACGACUUUCUUCACAGUGACGUUUGCAGCCCUUUACAGCACUCACAAAGAACGAGGUCACUCAGACACCACGGUGUUCUUUUAUCUGUGGAUCGUCUUUUGUUUCAUCAGUUCCUGUUAUACCCUCAUCUGGGAUCUGAAGAUGGACUGGGGUCUUUUUGAUAAGAAUGCAGGAGAAAAUACCUUCCUCCGGGAAGAGAUUGUAUAUCCCCAAAAAGCCUACUAUUACAGUGCCAUCAUAGAGGACGUGAUCCUGCGCUUUGCUUGGACUAUCCAGAUCUCAAUUACCUCCAUGACUUUGUUGCCUCAUUCUGGGGACAUCAUUGCUACUGUCUUUGCUCCCCUUGAGGUUUUCCGGCGAUUUGUGUGGAACUUCUUCCGCCUGGAGAAUGAACAUCUGAAUAACUGUGGUGAAUUCCGUGCUGUGCGGGACAUCUCUGUGGCCCCUCUGAAUGCCGAUGAUCAGACGCUGCUAGAGCAGAUGAUGGACCAGGAAGAUGGGGUUCGGAACCGCCAGAAGAAUCGGCCGUGGAAGUACAGUCAGAGCAUAUCCCUGCGCCGGCCUCGCCUCGCCUCUCAAUCCAAGGCUCGUGACACUAAGGUAUUGAUAGAAGACACAGAUGAUGAAGCUAACACUUGA
This is a messenger RNA of Rangifer tarandus platyrhynchus (Svalbard reindeer), 2085 nucleotides long. The record is from the annotation of a GenBank genome assembly. Lineage: Eukaryota; Metazoa; Chordata; Mammalia; Artiodactyla; Cervidae.